This is a messenger RNA of Vigna radiata var. radiata (mung bean), 789 nucleotides long. Its product is annotated as sulfated surface glycoprotein 185-like. The transcript has a single exon. Lineage: Eukaryota; Viridiplantae; Streptophyta; Magnoliopsida; Fabales; Fabaceae. The coding region runs from base 174 to 650 and encodes 158 amino acids. The record is from RefSeq and is a predicted model, not a curated record.
UUAUAUGCUUUUGUUGCUAGAUUUGAUGAUGAGAGGAUGGCGUAGAAGAUAAAGCACCGACAACAAGUGCUGUCAUAUACAAUAUAAACAUUUUCAUCAUAUCAUCACUUUCGACAAAUCAAACCCACAUUUUACUCUUUAGAGCUCUUCAACCUUUCCUAUAUCUCAAAAUCAUGUCUAUUUCAUUGCCUUUACUCAUAUACAUUCUCUUUGCAUCCACUGUUAAUGUUCUAGCUCUCACCCAACAACCAAAAGACUUAGUCCCAUGCACAAUGUGCGCAGAGUGCGACAACCCCUGUCAACCCCUGCCACCUUCACCUCCACCUCCAUCGCCACCGCCACCGGUGGUAGAGUGCCCUCCACCACCGUCACCGUCACCACCUCCACCGUCACCUCCGCUUCCACCGGCGAUAGUUGAAUGUCCACCACCACCAAAGAUGGCAUGUGGAGAUAAUUGUGAAAUACCAGAAGGACCACCCGCAGGUUACUUUCCAUCAGGAACACCGUAUGAAUACUAUGUUCCAGGUAAUGUGAAGAAUAGCGGUGGAAAGAUGAAGCCAUAUCAGGGGAUACUCUUCUCCAAUUAUCUGACUUCUUACUCUCUCUAUUUCACCAACUCCUUCAUUUAUGUUUACUUGUUUGAUGUUUAGCUUAAUCAUCGUGGUAGGUAGCAGAAGAAAAGAAUGAAAAAUAAAACUCAGUGCUGGCUCGGUUCCGCUAUUCAUAUAUUCAGUCUCAAUGGCUGCCACACUCUAAUUUCUUUCAAAUUAUUUAAUAGAGUUUAAUUCA